This is a messenger RNA of Rhopilema esculentum, 2471 nucleotides long. RefSeq names its product intraflagellar transport protein 52 homolog. Lineage: Eukaryota; Metazoa; Cnidaria; Scyphozoa; Rhizostomeae; Rhizostomatidae. Gene Ontology annotation, cellular component: cilium; centriole; intraciliary transport particle B. The record is from RefSeq and is a predicted model, not a curated record. Gene Ontology annotation, biological process: intraciliary transport; cilium assembly.
UUUCAAAGAUGGAAGUCUUGAAUUGAAAAGAAAACGAGGCAGGAUCCAUUUUGUGCCGCUGACCAGUGAGAGCGCUGCGCUUGUUUUUGCUUGGUAACAAAAAAACUUUGCAAAUGGCGCCGGGAACUCUAAAUCAGGCUGACCUGGACCCAGGCAAUGCUUCCAAUACUAUAAUAUUUGACUGUUCAAAGAAAGAGCUCCUCAAUCCAAGCAAUGGAUUCAAAUCUUGGACAAGGAAGCUAAAAACAAAUUGGAAAAUCAUUACGAAUAAAGAUGAAAUCAGCCUUGAUAAGCUUACUGCUGGAAGGGUUCUUGUUUUGGCAGCACCAAGGGAAAAAUUCAAAGCUAGUGAGUUUGAAGCUAUAAAGCAGUUUGUCGAUAAAGGAGGCAAUGUUAUUGUUAUGAUGAGUGAAGGUGGCGAAAAUUCAUUAAAAACAAACAUCAAUUUCCUGCUAGAAGAUUAUGGUAUCAUGGUUAAUUCAGAUGCUGUUGUGAGAACAAGUUAUUAUAAGUACUUUGUACCAAAAGAGGCUUUUGUGCCAAAUGGGGUUUUGAAUAGAGAGAUAAAUAAAGCAGCUGGUAAGAAAAUUCCUGGAUCAUCAGUCUCUGCUAGUGAUGUGACUCAAGGACAUGAAUGCUUGAGUUUUGUUUACCCCUAUGGUGCAACACUGACUGUUGAUAAGCGUGCUGUAUCAGUCUUGUCGACUGGAAGUGUGUGCUUUCCAUUAAACAGACCAAUUUGUGCUUUCCACUCUUCCAAGGGUUCAAAAGGGAAAUUGGUUGUAUUAGGUUCAGUGCAUAUUUUCAGUGAUCAAUAUAUAGACAAGGAGGAAAACAACAAAGUGCAGGAUGUUAUUUUGAGAUGGCUCACCACGGAUGAUUUCCAGUUAAAUAACAUAGAUGCUGAAGACCCAGAGAUCUCGGAUUAUUACUUCAUCCCAGACAGUACCCAAUUAAGUGAAAGACUGAGAGUUUGUCUUCAAGAAGGAGACGAGAUUCCAAGGGAUCACACACAGUUAUUCCACGAAAAUUUAUUCACCUUGGACACGAACUCUGUUGCUUCAGUAGUCAGAGCGUUUGAAGAGUUGAAAGUCAAACACGAGCAGCUGCAGCUGAUAACACCCCAGUUUGAAACUCCGUUGCCUCCAUUACAGCCCGCUGUUUUUCCUCCACAAUUUCGCGAGUUGCCACCGCCAGCACUGGACUUGUUUGAUUUAGACGAGGCAUUUUCAUCGGAGAAAUCAAGACUUGCACAAAUCACAAACAAAUGUAAUGACGAAGAUCUUGAGUAUUACGUAAGGGAAUGCGGAGAAAUUCUUGGCGUUACAAGUAAACUUGCUCCGGAGUCACGUGAUGCCAAGCACAUUCUUGAACAUAUAUUUGCUCAAGUUGUCGAAUUCAAAAAACUAAACCAGGACGAACCUGAGCCGGAUAUGCUAGAUGGAGGAGACGUGCAUUUCUCUUAAAAGGACUGUUUGUACCAUAAUGUAAAAAUUAGAAGAAUGCGAAAAUGUUAAUGACCUUUCGUUGAAUAAAGUAAGGGAGAAGAUCAUAUAGAUUAUAAUUAGCUUAAAAAUUAUCCUAGUAGAAGGAAGGUCAGAUAAAUCAGAAGGUUCUGAACGUUCUUAAGGAAAGAUUACCUGAAAGGAAGGAAGGUUUUGGAAUUCAGAACGUUCGUAAUUAAGGCAAACUUCUAGUUCUUUAUAUCACAAAUGAAAGUAAAAAAUUGUUGUAGCCAUGAAAGUGCUCUCCGGUGCUCAAUUAAAUUAAUGUAAUUAUGUUUUGUUUGGAAAAUUUCCCCACAUAUCAAAUGAUUCCCUACCCUUUUCAUGACCGGGUGUUUCAACCGUCCAUUGCAUAUGUCAAAAUGGACAAUCAGUGGAGAUAUAGAUUAGUGCUUAAACAAACUUAUAAAACAGUUGUCUUUAGCCUCUAUUCUUUGUUCUUCAUUGUCUGUUUCCGUUUAUUGGUCACUCUGUCUUGAUUUAUAGAAACAGUACCAUCCCUCUAGCUAUUACAACCCUCCCUCAAAUUAUAGGCUGGAAUCUAAUAACGUAAUGAAAGAAAUAGAAUGGGUUGUAUCAGUUCGAGAAAAGACCCUCUUUCCAUUAUAACUCCCCAUAUUUGACAGGUCUCUUCUCUCUGGCUUUUUAUACUCUGAAAAUGGCUCUACUUGGGCUGCCAAUCAAGCUUCUGACCCCAAAGGUAAAAUAUUUACUGAAUCAAUAAGAAAUAAGUUUAUGUUGCCCUGUCUAAUCAAAUUUUUAUCGAUACAGCAUCGCACUCUACAUUUGAAGUGAAUUGCCUGCCAGUCAUGGUUGUUUUAACGCUAAUCAAAUUUGCAAAUGGGACUUUUCGUUACACAAACCUUCUGUUCCAAUGAAUGUAGUGAUUUGAUACUUCUACAGAAUUGCACUUUUAAUUAUAUUUAAGUUUGUAUAAUAUGUUAUAAUGCAAGUUGACAAUUUAAA